Molecule: messenger RNA, 1546 nt
Organism: Phaeodactylum tricornutum CCAP 1055/1
Lineage: Eukaryota; Bacillariophyta; Bacillariophyceae; Surirellales; Neidiaceae
Exons: 3
Coding region: 121-1503 (460 amino acids)
Biological process (GO): regulation of DNA-templated transcription
Molecular function (GO): sequence-specific DNA binding; DNA-binding transcription factor activity
Source: RefSeq, a predicted model, not a curated record
CUCACAGCGCUUGUUCUACUAGUAGAAAUAUAUUGGCUUACCCGCAGUUUCUGACAGGCCGAUACAAACUGUUUCGCGAAAAGCUUGAGACGAGCACCGUAAAGUAACUCAUCAGCAGUCAUGGCAUCUGUUUCCGGACCUUCUGUUUCUGGAAAGCUUACCUUCCCUGGACCGAUAGGGGCGAAGCGUCGGCGAAUGCGAAGUGGAGGUAAUGCAUCGACAGUAACGAACAACUCUCCAGGGAAAACCGACGGCUCGGAAAGCGAGCCUAAAACUUCGGGUAAAUGUAAAGGGGGUACUACGAUUCCAAUUUUUCUGAAAAAGACGUACAAGAUGAUCGACAGUUGCGAUCCAUCGAUUGCGUCAUGGACAGAGGAGGGCGAUAUGUUUAUUGUUAAGGAUCCUGAUGUUUUCGCAACGCAAGUGAUCCCGCAAUACUUUGACCACAACAAAUUUUCAAGUUUUGCUCGCCAGCUCAACUUUUAUGGGUUCCGCAAAAUGCAAUCGAAACCAAUCAGAAACAGCGAUUUUGACACAGGUACCGCUAAGCACGUCACUUUUUAUAACGAAAACUUUAAGCGUGGUCGAUGUGAUCUGCUGAAGAAGAUUCAGCGCUCGACUCGUGGAGGGGGGAACACGACGGGGCAAGACAGUCAUCGUGAUGUCCAAAAUCUUCGUGAUCAAGUUGCAAUGCUCGAACAAAAGAUGGACGAAAUGAGCAGUCAGGUAGAAGAUCGCGUACGUCGCCUCGAACUGGAAAUGUUGGCUCGCCUGGAGCAGAUGAUGCUUGCUAUGCAGCAGCAACAGACCACACAGUUGCACCUUCAGACUGCGACUUCAGUUGGUUCAAACAGCGGAUCUGGUAGUUCCAACGGUACUGGCAAUCAUAUGCCUGCGCCUUCCAGCAAUCAAUUGAGCUGGGAUAAUAACGGGCUAUCCUUUCCUCGCGGAAACUCUAUCAACUCCAAUGUGAGCUCAGUAACCUUCCAGCAACCGCGGCAACAGCAGCAGCCACUCCAACAAAUGAUUCAUCAGUCACAUCAGUUAAACCAGUUGGACAACACCGGAAUGGCUCCUCCGACCUUACCGCCUCAUCCUAAGCAGAAGCAACUCCCAAUGAAUGGAUUUCCUGGGAACAUGGCCACUCCUCCGGAACGAAUGAAUUCUCUACGUGGAAUUUCCACCUUGUCGCGUGGUCUUUCCGGAUUGUCGCGUGGUGCGUCGAUUGAAUCUAGUGCUUCUGCUGUAUUGAUGCGCAACUCUUGGGAGGAUAAGUUUUUUUCGAUGCUCAUGCUAGAUAGCGAGCAAAAUGGGAGUAGUUCGAACCCUCACGACUCUAACGUGAUGCCAACUCCUCUUGCUCCCGGUAUUUCGUCUAACGCAAAUGCACAAGCACCUGUCACUGUUUCAGAUAGAUCGGCUGAUAUCAAUGGACAGCUCUCGGCGCACCACGAGAACAACGACGAUGAUCUUAGUUCUGUAUCGACUUCAGACAUGCCAUGAGGGGCAAGAAACUUGUUUACAUAAACCAUAUGACUUAUUUUAC